GGGUGUUGCCUGCGGUUCCGUGAAUACACAACCGCUACGGAAGCGUACGCCGCAUUGAAAGUGCGCGAAAAUAAAUGUUUUUCUUUGUCGCUAUGUACUUUAAAUCCUUGUUUCUGUAAUUUGUAUUUGUAUGGAUCAGCUGGGGGACUUGGAAAAGGGGUAUUAUUAAGAGGAUUUCAGCCGCACGUGAGAGCCGGUGACAAUAGCGCGCGCCAUAAAUCAUUAACACGUGCGCGUGCCUUUGAGAAUCACAGCAGCGAUGACGUCAGAGAAGCCGCCGUUGCCUGCGGAUGGCCAGCGGGACGAAGCUGAACCGGGUUUAGGGCUCGAGCCGGAGGUCACAAUGGAAACGGCCCGGGACGGCUGGGACAGCAAGGUGGAGUAUUUCCUCGCUCAGGUGGGAUUCAGUGUGGGAUUGGGAAACGUUUGGAGGUUCCCGUACCUCUGCCACCAGAACGGAGGAGGAGCGUUCAUCUUGCUGUAUGUGCUGUUGAUGGUGCUGGUCGGUGUGCCGUUGUUUUUUCUGGAGCUGGCGGCGGGUCAGAGCAUCAGACAGGGCAGCAUCGGCGUCUGGAGGCACAUUUCUCCAAAACUAGUUGGCAUUGGCUACUCCAGCUGUGUGGUGUGUUUCUUUGUAGCUCUGUAUUAUAACGUCAUAAUCGGUUGGAGUAUUUUUUAUUUGGGAAGUUCUUUCAAGUAUCCUCUACUGUGGGAAACCUGUCCAACAGAAGGGAACGGCACCGUGAAGGAAUGUGCCGCCAGCUCUCCCACAGCGUAUUUCUGGUACCGUAAAGCUCUGGAUAUCACCGAUUCCAUUGACGAAACCGGAGAGUUCAACCCCAUCAUCACUGGAUGUCUGCUGGCCGCUUGGGUCAUCGUCUGUCUGGCCAUGUAUAAGGGCAUCAAAUCGACCGGAAAGGUGAUGUAUUUCUCCUCCGUGUUUCCGUACGUGGUGCUGCUGUGUUUCCUGAUCAGAGGCGUGACACUGGACGGGGCGUCCGAGGGCAUUAAAUUCAUGUUUUACCCCAGGCUGGAGAUCUGGGCUGACGUUCAGGUGUGGCGUCAGGCGGCGACUCAGGUGUUCUUUGCUCUGGGUUUGGGUUUCGGUUCUGUGAUCGCGUACUCUUCCUACAACCCGCGGAACAACAACUGCCAUCGAGACGCGUUCACCGUGUCUGGAGUCAACUUAAUGACGUCCAUUCUGGCCACGCUAGUGGUGUUUGCCGUGCUGGGCUUCAGAGCCAAAACCAUCGCCACAGAGUGUGUUAAACGUAACAUGAAGGCCGCGUUUGAAGCGAUGUCCAGCACUCCUUUGCCUGACCUCCUCAUCAAUGCGUCAGAUGUGGAGAACAUGACAUUGAACGAGUAUGAGCACUGGUACAGGACUCGGGGCCAGCAGCUGAAUAUUUCCGGUUACAACAUCACCGCCUGCAGCCUGGAGGAGGAGCUGAAACAAGGUGUGGAGGGAACCGGUCUAGCGUUCAUAGCGUUCACUGAAGCCAUGACGUUGUUUCCUGGGAGUCCGUUCUGGUCGGCGCUGUUCUUUCUCAUGCUGCUCAAUCUGGGUUUGUCCACCAUGUUCGGCACCAUGGCAGGAAUACUGACCCCGCUGACGGACACCUUUAAGACCCUGUGUAACCACAAAUUCCUCUUUACAGCGUGCAGCUGUGCGGUGGGCUUUCUGAUCGGUCUCAUGUUCACUCAGCGCUGUGGAAACUAUUUUGUGGCUAUGUUUGAUGACUAUUCUGCCACACUUCCCCUCAUCAUCGUCGUCAUCUUCCAGACCUUCAGCGUGGCCUGGGUUUAUGGAGCGGACAGGUUUUUGGAGGACCUGAAGCUGAUGUUGGAUCGGCCGGUUCCUGUGGUGUACAAGUACAUGUGGAAGUACGUGUGUCCGGUUGCUAUGCUGGGGCUUUUGGGUGCCAGUCUGCUAAAGAUGGUCUUGGAGCGUCCCACAUACAUCGCCUGGAACAGAGAAAAGGCAUCUAAGGAAGAUCUACCUUAUCCAGGCUGGGCUCUUGCUGUCCUGAGCACGCUCAUCGUUGUCGCAUUUCUUCCUGUUCCUAUUGGAUUCAUACAUUCCCUCCUCCUGGAACGGCUCGGCCAGUCUCCGGCAGACGCUGAGGCGGGAUACAUGCCGUGUGCCACCACAGACACAGACCAGACCCCUCUCGACACGUUACCGCCCUCAGCAGGCGACCCCAGUUCAUUUUCCCCUUUGCUUGAGGAAAACCAAGACACUCAUUUGCAGAACGGCCACAUUGAACACUUCCAAUCAAGUGCGGUAUGAGAAGAAACUACGGCACAACCUUCGUUAGAGUUUACAAAAAUCUGAGAAGGAUCUAUUUAAAUCAAGACCAUUUUAUGAGCAUGCUUUGCCGUUGAGAACAAUCAUUUGUAUCUGUACAUACGGGCACUAAAAUAACUGUUUUUAAAGUGUUAGUUCAUCCCAAAAAAGAAAAUUGUCAUCAGCGUCACUCUAAACAUCACGGAGAGCCUUCUGGAGUUAUUUAGCCGCUUGUGCAGGCUGCUCUUUUCCAUAUAUAACAGUAGUUUCGCAUUAUAUUCCAAGCCUUUGUGAAAAUCUUGGCUUCUCAAACUCCCCGUUUAAACCCGUUACAUGUGAAAACAGCUGUGAUAUGCGGCUGUAAUAACAGCUUUGAUGACCAUUUCCUUUUUCGAGUGAACUGUGGCUUUAAGUACAGUGUAAUAAUGUACCUGCGUUUGGUGGGUCCAGGUAAGCGUUGAACAACAAUGCAACACUACAGUUACCCGUUACAACGGUCUAAUCAUUUGGUAACUGACGGUUCUGCUGCUUUAGUGAUCUGACGAGGUUUUUUAUAUCAUGUUUUGCAUAAAGGUGUUAAUGAUAGCUUUGACCUGUCGGUGUUAUUUGAACUCCAAGAUGCUAAAGAAGCAGCCAGUGCUUCGUCUCCAUUAAUGUCAUUAAAGUGACAAAAGUGAAAGUGACGUGACAUGUGUUAUGUGUAUUAACCCUUUGAUGCAUGAAUCAAGUCACAUAGGUAAAGAAAAGAAAAUCAUUCCAAAUCAUUUUUUUCUCCCAAAAUGGUAAUUUAGUUUGCUUGGUGCAUCAAUACUUUGUUGUCAUAAAUAAAAACACAUUGACAUAUCAAGAGGACAGCUGGUUUGACUUGUGUAAGGGUCAAACUGUAUAAUAACUACUAGAUAAUGGCUACUAUAGCAUCAAAGGGUUAAUGUUGGUCCAUUCUGAUGUGUUCUGUGUUCAGUGUCAUUAUUUAAGUAAAUACAAAAAGGUACAUUGUGUGUUCAAAAGACAUUUUGAACCAUUAAAUCAUCACCCAUAACUGAGUAAUGGAAAGCUCUAUGUGUAUUUGGGUCGUAUUUCAUCUUAAUAGUCUUCAAAGCAGAUUUAAUUGUUUAUGCCAAAUAUGACAUGGACAUUUCUUUAUUUAUUUUUCGUAACAUUCUAUGCUCUUAUUUUUUGAGCACCAACUACAACCAUCAUUUAAUAAAAAAUGAUGCUUCCAGUCGUAGUUUGUAUGUGACACACAUGGGAUUUCUUAUGAAGUAUUUCAAGGCAGCAUUUUCAGAACAAUUUUACAGUUUUUACUAUUAAUUUUGUAUUGUACAGAAUUAUUUUUGUGGCUAUUUGUAAAAUAUAUAAUGUAUUUGUAAAAUCUCCUCCCUUUUUAUUUUUCCAAACGACGUCUCGGAUAUGUUUUUACAAGCGAACGUGUGACCCGCAGGCCAGACAUUUUAUGGCUUCUAGUCAUUGUGAAGUCAUGUUAUCUUUGCCUCUCACAGGGGUUUGAUGGGUCUUCUGUGUUUGUUCAGUAGCUUGAACUCGAAGUAGUUCUGGUCAGUAAUAUAUAUUAUGAAGAAAUGAUGUAAUUUAACUCUAUUCCUCAUGUAGAAUACUUGUGAUAUCUCUGAUCUUGAAGGCUCAUUUGAUUGUCUUUGUUGUAUAUGUUCCACGCUACAGUAUGUUUUCAGUAUUUCCUCCUCUUGCUUUCUGUCAGUCAGAAACACGAUUCUGAGGUCUUCAGUGUGUGUGAAUGUUGUUUGAUGGUCAUGCUGUGCAGCCGUACACACAUUUUGUACAGUUUGCCUCGUGAUGAUCUUGUUUCUGUAUAAAUGGUUAUGUGACCCCU
This is a messenger RNA of Sinocyclocheilus rhinocerous, 4133 nucleotides long. RefSeq names its product solute carrier family 6 member 16b (gene slc6a16b). NCBI's taxonomy places the organism in Eukaryota, Metazoa, Chordata, Actinopteri, Cypriniformes, Cyprinidae. The record is from RefSeq and is a predicted model, not a curated record. The transcript is spliced from 12 exons. Gene Ontology annotation, cellular component: plasma membrane. Gene Ontology annotation, biological process: amino acid transport; nitrogen compound transport; sodium ion transmembrane transport. The coding region runs from base 260 to 2290 and encodes 676 amino acids.